Messenger RNA from Xylona heveae TC161, 2357 nucleotides. RefSeq lists its product as hypothetical. The record is from RefSeq and is a predicted model, not a curated record. The transcript is spliced from 10 exons. Gene Ontology annotation, cellular component: mitochondrial inner membrane. Gene Ontology annotation, biological process: DNA replication. Gene Ontology annotation, molecular function: DNA binding; copper ion binding; ATP hydrolysis activity. The coding region runs from base 324 to 2168 and encodes 614 amino acids. NCBI's taxonomy places the organism in Eukaryota, Fungi, Ascomycota, Xylonomycetes, Xylonales, Xylonaceae.
UGUCGGCAACUGUCCAACUCUUCAAAGGACAUGCUGUACGGACCGUUUGCAAUAUGCAAGGAGACAUGACUGAAGCACAAACUUCUCUUGCAGCGCACAUAUUGCUGCACAUGUUGUCCGAAGCCACACGGGGCUUCAUUGAGGUGUCACGAAGUAAUGUUUUGACCAUGUCGGUGGUGGAGGAGUUCUAUAAGGUUGUCCGCAGAUCGCUCGAUUCGGCUAGUCAGGAAACCGCCGGAGAAUCGUAGGGCGACAACUCCGAUGCUUCUCAUACAGCGACGAGUCUGAGAUCUCCGUCCAUCCAACAAGGCAUCCACAUAAUUAUGGAUCGAGCUGCGAGCCUGCUGUCUCGGAGCUUCUUCUCGGCCAAGUCUCCAGUAUGCACAUCAUGUCGACUUGCUAAGGGAAGCUUUCUUUCGCAAUCUUUCCGCCCUGCUUUUCGCCGUAACAUUGCGAAUUCGUCCAAACCACGACAAAAUGUCGCUCCCACGAUGGAGCAUUCGAGAGCUGUUUACGCAAAGAGAAAUGCUACUAUCAUGUAUUAUACGCUGAGUGUCAUCCUCGGAACCGUCGCCCUUUCUUAUGGUUCCGUUCCUCUAUACAAAACGAUCUGUCAACAAACAGGCUGGGGUGGUCAACCCAUUAAGUCCACUACACACUCGACGGAAGAUGCUGCCGAGCGACUCACACCUGUUACCUCUUCUCGUCGCCUAAGAAUUACUUUCAACGGUUCAGUGUCAGAUGUUCUUCCAUGGAAAUUCACGCCACAACAGCGUGAAGUGCGAGUGUUGCCUGGAGAGACCGCGCUGGCAUUCUAUACGGCCACCAACAAAAGCGAAGAUGAUAUUAUUGGUGUGGCUACUUACAGCGUCACCCCGGGACAAGUGGCACCGUAUUUCAGCAAGAUUCAAUGUUUCUGCUUCGAGGAGCAACGACUAAAUGCGGGCGAAACGGUGGAUAUGCCUGUCUUUUUCUUCAUCGACCCCGAAUUUGUCAAAGACCCCAACAUGAAGGGCAUUGAUACUAUUACCCUCUCAUACACAUUCUUUAACCCAACCCAUGGGGGAGUGACAUUUUUGGAACUGCAAUUGCGCCAACAUACAUACACAAUGGCUCUAUUGGUGGAUAAACAUCGCCCUCGAUCCUUGGAAGCUCUGAGCUAUCAUACAGAGCUCUCAGCUCGUCUCAAGUCUCUUGCGCAAAGCGGAGACUUUCCUCACCUCCUGGUCUAUGGGCCAUCUGGCGCCGGCAAAAAGACACGAAUUGUUGCAACUCUCAAAGAACUCUACGGUCCCGGUGUGGAGAAGAUCAAAAUCGACGCACGCGUCUUUCAAACAACAAGUAAUCGUAAACUAGAAUUCAACAUUGUCUCCUCCAACUAUCACUUGGAAAUCACGCCAUCCGACGUUGGCAAUUACGAUCGAGUGGUCGUACAAGACUUGCUCAAGGAAGUUGCGCAGACACAGCAAGUUGACCUUUCCGCACGCCAAAGAUUCAAGGUCGUGGUCAUCAAUGAAGCGGACCAUUUAACGCGCGAUGCGCAAGCGGCGCUGCGAAGAACGAUGGAAAAGUACAGCCCGAAUCUUCGGUUGAUAUUGCUCGCCAAUUCGACCGCGAAUAUUAUCGCGCCUAUUCGAUCCAGAACAUUGCUCGUCCGGGUCGCGGCUCCUAGUCACGAUGAUAUCUGUCAAGUCCUGAAAAGGGUUGGCACUAAGGAGAACUGGGAGGAGGUAGAAGGCCUUAAUAGGCGGAUAGCUAUCGAGAGUGGUAGGAACCUUCGAAAAGCACUAUUGAUGUUCGAGGCGAUCCAUGCGCAAAAUGAGAAAGUAACGGACAAGACGCCCAUCCCACCGCCAGACUGGGAGGCAUUGAUUGAACAAGUAGCGGACGAGAUCAUGGCUGAGCACACGCCUGCGAGGAUAUUACAGGUCCGGGCUAAGCUCUACGAUUUGCUAACACAUUGUAUUCCUGCAACAACAAUAUUGAAGACUUUGACCUUCAAACUGAUACCAAAGAUUGACGACGCCCUCAAAGCAGAAGUGAUACGGUGGUCAGCAUUUUACGAGCACCGUCUUCGCAUCGGAAGCAAAGCAAUCUUCCACCUCGAAGCAUUCGUUGCAAAGUUUAUGCGCAUCCUUGAAAGUUUCAUCAUGGGCAUGGACUUUUAAAUCGCCUUUCACUUUCAAAUUCUUAAUCCGAUAUGUCAUCCAUUUUUCCAAUGAGAUGAUUGUAUACAUUACUUCUUCGAGUUUCAAUGAGCAUUUCAAGGCGUCAUACCUGUCCCAUCUGUCUUGCGUUCUAUUACCACGGCACGAAUGUUGGAAUUUUUUAAAUUCUUUAUUUUCUUUACCUUGUCC